AUGUGGCUCGUUUUCAAGUUCAACUCCAAAGAGCAAUGUGAUGCAAUAUUGAAAGGAAGGCCAUACAUUGUCUACAGCUGCCCACUCUACCUUAAAGCCAUGUCAGAAUUCUUUACCUUCAAACCAAAUGUACCUGCACAAAUGCCGCUGUGGAUGCAGCUCUAUGGAUUGCCGGUGGAUUUUUGGUCAACCACGGGCUUAAGCAAAAUUGCAUCACAAGUUGGCCUCCCUCUGUACACAGACCUCUUCACCAAAAUGAGAGGCCGUGUAAAUUUUGCACGGGUGCUGGUUGAAGUGGAUAUCACCAAAGAGCUACCAAAGUCCACCACAGUGAUGCUACCAGACGGAAGGAGGGAACAUCUGCAAUUACGCUUCGAAACAGUCCUGAAAUUCUGCUCUUUCUGCAAAAACCUGGGCCAUUACCGGCCACACUGCACACUGGCGCCAAUCAAUGGGAAUCAAGCUAACCAGCAACAGCACCAGAUGACAAUCCUACCUCGAUCAGUAACAGGGAAUGGAAACACUAUGAGACAGGCUGAAAGUGUUGCAAUGACUGCCCCCCAAAGAGUUUCAGGAACAGGUCCUGGGCCAAUCUCAGGUUCUGGUGCUGUAGCACGCAAGAGAUCCGCCACUCCACUAAGGGUAGGAUGCCCCGCAACAUCUAGCAAACACAAACAGCUAGAAUUUUAG
Zingiber officinale is the source of this 690-nucleotide messenger RNA. RefSeq lists its product as uncharacterized. Bases 1 to 690 code for a protein of 229 amino acids. The transcript has a single exon. The record is from RefSeq and is a predicted model, not a curated record. NCBI's taxonomy places the organism in Eukaryota, Viridiplantae, Streptophyta, Magnoliopsida, Zingiberales, Zingiberaceae.